Messenger RNA from Onychostoma macrolepis, 2855 nucleotides. RefSeq names its product PRELI domain containing 1b (gene prelid1b). The transcript is spliced from 6 exons. The record is from RefSeq and is a predicted model, not a curated record. Gene Ontology annotation, cellular component: mitochondrial intermembrane space. Gene Ontology annotation, molecular function: phosphatidic acid transfer activity. NCBI's taxonomy places the organism in Eukaryota, Metazoa, Chordata, Actinopteri, Cypriniformes, Cyprinidae. Bases 94 to 693 code for a protein of 199 amino acids. Gene Ontology annotation, biological process: phospholipid transport.
CGCACAGAAGGCGGAAAUGCGACGGACGUCGGUGAUGUUCUCGCGGAGCUGCAGGAUUACAGACUCUGUCAGCGGGGCUCUUCUGGGCUCGUGAUGAUGGGGAAGUAUUUCUUCAGUGAGACGGACAUCAAGAGCGCGUGGGAUCAGGUGUUGACGGCAUUCUGGCAGAGAUACCCCAACCCAUACAGCACUCAUGUUCUGACGGAGGACGUACUUUUCCGCGAGGUGACGCCGGAUAACCUCCUCCUGUCCCGGCGGCUCCUGACGAAGACCAAUCGUCUUCCUCGCUGGGCCGAGCGUGUGUUCCCGGGAAAUCUGUCGCGUUCAGUUUACGUCAUCGAGGAUUCUGUGGUCGACCUCGGAAACAGGAGCCUCACGACGCUGACCUGGAACAUAAAUCACGCUAAACGUGUGGUGGAGCGCUGUGUGUUUGCAGGCGAGCAGGACCGGCCUGUUUGGACGCGGCUCACCAGAGAAGCGUGGAUCUCAUCAGGAGUCUUUGGCCUCUCCAGACCCAUUCAGGAGUUCGGUUUGGCCAGGUUCAGGAGUAAUCAGGUGAAAGCGAUGAAGGGUUUGGAGCACGCACUGUCCAAUCUGCAGAAAGCAUCGGCCGUGUGUCCUGGAGAUUCUGCAGAGAAACACAAAAACCUGAAUUCAGCCUCCAAAACCCAGAAACCUCAGCAAUACAUAUGAUCAAUAUGAACAAAGAGUGAAUUUCAUGAUCAUAUCAGGUCAUCCCAAAAAAAUCAGAAGAAAAUCAGACGCAUUUCUUAGGAAUAUUACAAUUUGUUUGAUCAGAACUUUAUUUUUAUGACAUUUACAUUUUCCCCAAUUCUCAUGACUGCUAUGCAAGAAGAUUAUUUUAGCCGUGAAGUAUUUAUAUCAUUGUAGCAUUUGUUGUACUGCCUUCAAGCUGAUUUCAGUUUAAAAAUAAAGUCACUGUAUUGCAAAACUGUUUAACUUAUAUCGCAAUUCUGAGUUUGUAAUUUUCAACUCUGAGUUUAAAUCUCACAAUUGUUUUUUUGUUUCUGUUACAGAAUUAAAAAUAAAAAGUGAAUUGCAACUUAACUCUGACUCUCCUCCUCAGAAUUGUGAGUUUAUAUCUUUAAAAAAAGAACUGUGAUGUAGAAACUUAAAAUUGCGAGAAAAAUUGCUGAAUUGUGAGAUAAAAAGUCGCAAUUACCUUUUCUUUUUUAUCACGUGGCAGAAACAAGCCUCCAUAGAAAUAUGACCUGAACAUGUUUUCAUGAGAUUCACUCGUAAAAACAAAGAACUUACCCAGAGAAUCAUGUGAUGUGACCUUAUUUCAUGGCUGCUAAGUAAAGUAACGGUAAAGCUCAGGUAACAGUAAAUGUGAAGACUGAAGAUAAAGCUCGCUGUGGAGAUCAUGCUGUCCUGUAUCAUGUGUGUUUAGAAAUUUUAUUAGAAAACUCAGGGACAGAUACUUUGCAAUUGUUUAUAACUGACACGGUCACCCUGCAGUGUGUUUCUGACGUAACGCAUAGUAGAACAUAUAUAUAUAUACACAGUAUCUCACAGAAGUGAGUACACCCCUCACGUUUUUGUAAAUAUGUUAUUAUAUCUUUUCAUGUGACAACACUGAAGAAAUCAGUAAAAUCUUUCGUUUGAGGAUGCCCCACAAAUGCUCAAUAGGGUUUAGGUCUGGAGACAUGCUUGGCCAGUCCAUCACCUUUACCCUCAGCUUCUUUAGCAAGGCAGUGGUCAUCUUAUCAUGUUGGAAUACUGCCCUGCGGCCCAGUCUCCGAAGGGAGGGGAUCAUGCUCUGCUUCAGUAUGAAGUAUUCACUCAUACGUCUAUUUCCCAAACACAACCUCUGGAUAUGACGCUGAGCACGUGCACUCAACUUCUUUGGUCGACCAUGGCGAGGCCUGUUCUGAGUGGAACCUGUCCUGUUAAACCGCUGUAUGGUCUUGGCCACCAUGCUGCAACUCAGUUUCAGGGUCUUGGCAAUCUUCUUAUAGCCUACGCCAUCUUUAUGUAGAGCAACAAUUCUUUUUUUCAGAUUCUCAGAGAGUUCUUUGCCAUGAGGUGCCAUGUUGAACUUCCAGUGACCAGUAUGAGAGAGUGAGAGCGAUAACACCAAAUUUAACACCUUUACUUUGUAGAAAAGUGUCAUUUCUUCAGUGUUUUCACAGGAAAAGAUAUAAUAAAAUAUUUACAAAAAUGUGAGGGGUGUACUCACUUCUGUGAGAUACUGUAAAUGUAUAUAUAUAUAUAUAUGUAUAUAUAUAUAUAUAUAUAUAUAUAUAUAUAUGUAUGUAGUGCAGUCCAAAAAAAGACUUUAAGCUCAAGCUGAUCAUCAGGCAUUCUUACGUUUCAAUUUAACCUUUUCACUCAAAAUAUUAUUCCUAUCAUAUAAUUUGUAACGAAAUUAGAAAUAUUUUCACUAGUGGACUUGGACUUUUGGACCCGACUGUAUUAGAAUUUAAAAUCAUAAAAUACAUUGCUGUAUAAUACAUCAUUUUAUCAAAAUAGUUAUGAGUUCAUAUCAAAUAAUUUACUGGAUUUUAGGUCACAAGUUUAAAGCGAUCAAUCUCUUACAGCUGUGCCUCUUAACUGUUUAAAAUUUUCUAGUCUAAUAAUAUGACAAAAUGCACCAUAUAAUUUUGAGAAUGUUUUAAUUUAUAAAACUAUGGUUUGUUGUAAUAUUUCUGUUGCUCUAUUCAUAUGUUUGUAAUUGCAUUCCUUCACAGAUGCUUUAGUGUAAAAUUUAAGGUUUUAGAAUGAAGAAUAUUGUGAAAAUGAAUAUUUCACUGUUCUGUAGUUGUAUUAAUUUUGCUUUUGCUUGAAAAGACGAGACAUGGAAUCUUUAAAUAAAGAAGCAAAUGAUGAAA